UUCACUGCCGGGAUGCCACCUUGAAACGCCCAUCCUGUCCUCUCUGAGCCACCUCCCCUGAGCAGGGCCACCGGCCUGGCCCUCCCUUCCGCCUGAGGGCGCCCGAGCCGAUGACUGGGAAGAACAGCUACCGCCCGGCAUAGCUUCUUCUCCUCGUCCAGUCCGGGCCAAGUGCAGGAGAGACGCAAGGGCCACCAGAAAGCAGGCCUGCCUGCUGCAGGACCUCCUGGAUUGGGGGGCACUCCGCCUCAUCCGGCAAGGACCCUGAGGCGGGCUGCCCGGACGAAUGCCUGAAGGACCCUGCUUGCACCGAAGGUUAGCUAUCGCAGUGCCUGGUGGCCGGCCUCCGCGGCGGGAGGAUCAGGUGACUUGGACCCGAACUCCAGCAGGACUGGCGCUCCGAAGAGCCCAGAAUCUAGCGUGGGCUUAGGCCUCGGAGGGAGAUGACCUCUAUCUUACGGAGCCCUCAGGCUCUCCAGCUUACUCUGGCUCUGAUCAAGCCUGAUGCAGUUGCUCACCCACUGAUUCUGGAGGCUGUUCAUCAGCAGAUUCUGAACAACAAGUUCCUUAUUGUACGAAUGAGAGAACUUCUGUGGAGAAAGGAAGAUUGCCAGAAGUUUUACCAAGAGCAUGAAGGGAGUCAGAAGUAUAAAAAGUUCUCUUGGCACCAGUGUCUUGAUGAAGGUACUCUCUUUGCAGGGCGUUUUUUCUAUCAGCGGCUGGUGGAGUUCAUGGCCAGUGGGCCAAUCCGAGCCUACAUCCUCGCCCACAAGGAUGCCAUCCAGCUCUGGAGGACAGUGAUGGGACCCACCAGAGUGUUUCGAGCACGCCACGUGGCCCCAGAUUCAAUUCGUGGGAGUUUAGGCCUCACUGACACCCGUAAUACAACCCAUGGCUCAGGGAGAAUCGUGAAGAAAUCUCCCAGGAGGUUCACACACAGUAUGCAGCUUAUGUAGUGCAUGAGGCACCCAGUGAUGGAGCUGACCGUGGGCUCAAAUCCAUGCUGUGCACCUGGCACAGGGCUGCAUCCUGGAAGAAGGGGCACCUUUUGUUUGAACAAAAGUAUGUCUGUCCAGUAGAGGCAUAUUGUUAUGACUCACUUUUUUUUAAAUUUGCACAAAGCCACUAAAGCUAGCCAUGUCUCUGCUGUAGCUGAGGAUGACAGUUAUCUAUUGCUGCAUGACAAAUCACCUCAAGAUUUUGUGGCUUAAAACAAUGACUUAGGGACGUCACUGGUGGUCCAGUGGUUAAGAAUCCACCUUCCAAUGCAGGGGAGGCAGGUUCGAUCCCUGGUCGGGGAACUAAGAUCCCACAUGCCACGCGGCAAUUAAGCCCGCGCACCCCAACUACUGAGCCCGUGCGCCACAACUAGAGAGCCCACAUGCCACAAACUACAGAGCCCAUGUGCUCUAGAGCCCGCGCUCCACAACUACAGAGCCUAUGCACAACUGGAGAGAAGCCCAUGCACUGUAACAAAGAGCCCGCAUGCCGCAGUGAAAGAUCCCAUGUGCCACAACUAAGACCUGA
Kogia breviceps (pygmy sperm whale) is the source of this 1527-nucleotide messenger RNA. The record is from RefSeq and is a predicted model, not a curated record. NCBI's taxonomy places the organism in Eukaryota, Metazoa, Chordata, Mammalia, Artiodactyla, Physeteridae.